AUGCCAGAUUUAUUCGAUAAUUUUUUUACAUCAAUUGGUGCAAAAUUCCAUAAUGGUCAAACAAAACGUCGUUACUCAAUGGGUUCACAAGUAAAUUCAGGUAAAUUUUAUAGUUAUCAUAAUACUCCAAGUAAUAAUAAUUAUUGGUUACCAAGAAAAUCUUCAACUACUGAUGAUCAAAAAUUAGUUGUUUCUGAAGAUGGUAAAAUUACUUCAAUAGAUGAUAUCAAAGUUGGUUCAACUUCUGGAACUCAACCUAUUCUUACCACUGAUGAUGAUGAUAAAUUGAAUAGAUCGAGGUUUAGUAGUGUAUCAUCAGAAAACUAG
This is a messenger RNA of Lodderomyces jiufengensis, 327 nucleotides long. RefSeq lists its product as uncharacterized. The transcript has a single exon. The coding region runs from base 1 to 327 and encodes 108 amino acids. The record is from RefSeq and is a predicted model, not a curated record. NCBI's taxonomy places the organism in Eukaryota, Fungi, Ascomycota, Pichiomycetes, Serinales, Debaryomycetaceae.